Molecule: messenger RNA, 2144 nt
Organism: Condylostylus longicornis
Lineage: Eukaryota; Metazoa; Arthropoda; Insecta; Diptera; Dolichopodidae
Product: protein 60A-like
Exons: 7
Coding region: 777-2120 (447 amino acids)
Biological process (GO): SMAD protein signal transduction; BMP signaling pathway
Cellular component (GO): extracellular region
Molecular function (GO): cytokine activity; growth factor activity
Source: RefSeq, a predicted model, not a curated record
GAUAGAUAGAUAAAAAAAAUAUCGCGGUGUGCGCAUUUAAAAUAUUUUAAUAAUUUUUUUCUCUAUACUUUUUUUUAAAUAUUAGUUGUAUUAAUUAUAAUAAAAUUAAUAUUAAUCAUAUUUUCACUUUAUAUUAGUAUUUGUAUAUCUAUUUUUAGAAGAAAUAUCUCUAACUUGUUUUAAAAAAUUCUUAAAAAGUAAAAAAAAAAAUUAAAAAAAAAAGACAAAAAAUUAUGAUAAUUAUGAAAAUAAAUUCUAACUGUUGUAAUAUAUACAGACACAUGUGCCCAUUUAUAAAUAUAACAUUCUAAAACAAGAAAUUGCAUAACAAAAAAUAAAAAAUAAAAAAUGAAUAAAUAGUAUUUUUUUUAUAUGGAAUGAAUUAAUUUAAAUGUGUGAAAAGCUUAAGUAAUUAAUUACUUAAUUAGUGGUGAUUUAAAACAAAGUUCAAAUUUAUAAAACAAAAAAAAAUUUUUAUUUUUAAAUAGGAACACAGAUACAUCAAUAAUAAUAAUAUAUUUUUAUAUAUUAAGUAUAAAAGGAAAUUCUAAAAAUAAAACAAGAUUAGAAUAUAAAAAAAAAAUCUACAAAAAUGAAAUUUAAUUAUCAACAUUUUAUAGUGAGAAAUUUAAUUAAAUGCCACAUCAUUUAAUAAUUAAUAUAGAUAAAAUUAUUUAAUAAUUAAAAAGAAAUUAAUUUUGAAAAUAAAAAUAAUUAACAUCUAACUUAACAAUAUAAAAAAUAAAUUAAAAAAGAAAGUAAAAUUAAAAAAAAAAAUGAAAAUUUCCAAAAAAAUGUCAAAUAAAAAAUUUCAAAUUUAUUUGAAAAUUAUAUUUUUUAUAAUUUAUUUAAAUAUUUUAACUGUAUUAGCAAGUUAUUCAGGUGUUUAUGUUGAUAAUGGCAUUGAUAGAACAAUAAUGCAUCGUUUAUUAGAUGAUGCUGAUAAAAGAGAAGUUGAAAAAGAAAUUUUACAAUUUUUAGGAUUACCAGAUCGACCAAAAUUUCGACCACAUCAUGGUCAUAUAUCAAUGAAAAAAUCAGCACCACAAUUUCUAUUAGAUGCAUAUCACAGACUUAGUGAAGAAGAGAAUCCUAUAUUUAGAUCUAAAAGGAGUAUCGAACAUAAUAGUGAUAAUUUUAUAACUGAUUUAGAUAAGAGAGCAAUUGAUCAAUCAGAUAUUAUAAUGACUUUUCUUAACAAAAACCACCAUGUGGCUGAAGUUCGACAUGAACACGGACGACGUUUAUGGUUUGAUGUAUCGGAAGUGACCAAGGAUAACUUAUUAAUGAUGGCUGAGUUAAGAAUUUAUCAAAAUCCCAUGCUGGGAAAAUGGUUAGGAAAAAAUAAAGAAUUUAUUAUAACCGUAUAUACAAUAGUUAAUACUGAUAAGGAAUAUGAUGAUAUUGAUGAUAAUGAUGAUGAAUAUAUUGAAAAAGAAUUAGAAAUAUUAUCAUCAAUUAAUACAACCUCAGAUUACCAUGGUUGGUUAGAAUUAAAUGUAACUGAAGGACUAUCAAAAUGGUUAAUAUGGCCAAAAGAAAAUAAAGGAUUAUAUAUUGGUGCACAUGCAAAAGAAAGACCUGAUCGUGAGAUAAAAUUAGAAGAUAUUGGAAUAAUAAAUAAUAAGGGAGAUGAUGAAUAUCAGCCAUUUAUGGUGGGAUUUUUUAAAGGUCCUGAUGUAAUCAAGCAAUUAAAUAAAAAAAGUGCUAGAAGAAAACGGAAUGUUUCAAAGCGAAGAAAUAAAUCGGAAAAACAAAACCCAUUUUUAGACCAUCAUCAAUCGUCAGCUAUUGGUAGAACUUCAAAAAGUUGUCAAAUACAGACACUUUACAUUAAUUUUAAAGAUUUAAGAUGGCAUGAUUGGAUUAUUGCACCUGAAGGGUAUAGUGCUUUUUAUUGCAGCGGAGAAUGUAGUUUUCCAUUAAAUGCUCAUAUGAAUGCUACCAAUCAUGCCAUUGUACAAACAUUAGUUCAUCUGAUGUAUCCUUCCAAAGUGCCAAAACCCUGCUGUGCUCCGACAACAUUAGGUACUUUACCAGUUUUGUAUCAUUUAAACGAAGCGAAUGUUAAUUUAAAAAAGUAUAAAAAUAUGGUUGUAAAAAGUUGCGGAUGUCAUUGAAUAAAUAAAGUAAAAUUAGAUGUA